Messenger RNA from Meloidogyne enterolobii, 1167 nucleotides. The record is from the annotation of a GenBank genome assembly. Lineage: Eukaryota; Metazoa; Nematoda; Chromadorea; Rhabditida; Meloidogynidae.
AUGAGAGUUUUUAAGGCGAAUUUAAACUCUAAUUUAAUACAUAUUAACCAUUUUGCCCUAACUGUUUGCAAUUUUCUUCUUGUAAUAGCAAGUAUUGAGCGUUAUUUGGCUAAUAGUCCAUUCAAUGCACAAAAAUGUUUACUUGUUUUUCUUGUUAAAAGAAAACCUUUUGUUAUUUUUACAAUUCUUCUUUUUGCUUUUUUAUUGAAAGCUACUUUAUAUUUUGAAAUUAAUAUUUUUAAAUUACCUAAUUGUUCAAAUAUUAUAGAGAGUUCUAUUUUGGUUUUGAAUUUUAAUAAUAAUAAAAUAAUUAAAUACCAAUCUUUGCGAUUUUGGACAAGAAAUAUUCUUUCUGUAAUUUUACCAUUUAUUGUACUUGCUUAUUGUAAUUUAUGUAUUGUUCAAGUAUUGAGACGCCGUCGAAGAAAGAAGACAAUGGAUUAUUCUACUUCAAUUAACAGUCUAAAUGACAAUCAACAAAAUUUAAUACCCUCUUUUAAUAAUAAUAAAAAAAUUAUUAAUAUAGACAGUCAAUCACCUGCACUUUGUAAAAAUAAAUUUAUUGGAUGUUCACGUUCUACUAAACAAAGAAUUACUUUAUUUAAAUGUGCUUAUGCCCCUCUUAUUUUGGAUUUGAGAAAUAAACAAAAUAAAAAGUUAGAAGAACGUUUACCAUCAGAAAAUAGUAAUAAUGAAACAAAUAAGAAUUCUCCAUUACCUGUUGAUAAUGGAAAAAUUGGUGUUAGAAUUGCUACAAGAACUCUUGUAAUGGUUGUUGGUUGUUAUUUAAUUUCAAAUUCUCUAAGUACAGCAUUAAAUAUUUGGGAAUAUUUUGAUUUGAAAUUAUUACGUCAAAAUAAUUUUCAUAUUUAUUUGAUGAUAACUGAUAUUGCUGCUUUGUUAACAAUUUGUGGUUGCGCCCUUCGUUUACCAAUUUAUGUUUCAAAUGAUAAAAGAAUUAGAAAAGCAAUAUGUCGAGUAUUUAUUCGUUUACGUUUUGGGUUUUGUAAAAAUUCAAAGCCAAAAUCUGAGGAAAUUUUGAGGCUUGAAGGAAUUGAAAGAUUUUUGGAAAAAUAUUCAAUUGCUAUUGUUUCUAAUAGUUUAAGGAGUAAUUUAACUGGAAAUUUUGAAAAUAAAGGUAAAAAUAUUAGAAAAUUUGGAAAAUAA